Molecule: messenger RNA, 231 nt
Organism: Ectocarpus sp. CCAP 1310/34
Lineage: Eukaryota; Phaeophyceae; Ectocarpales; Ectocarpaceae
Source: the annotation of a GenBank genome assembly
AUGAUAGAGCCGCGGCGAGAGAACGGCGAGUUGUCCUGUUGGAAACUUCUUAAGAAGGCUAAGAUCUAUGUUGAUGAUGGCGGCACCAACGCUUGGAGAGAGACCUGGCACGACUCGAAGGUCAUAAUGAGCAACCCGAUGCUGGACCCAGCGUUCGAGAAGCACGUCCAGGACUACCUGUGCUCAGAGUCCUAUGACUUCGUCAAGGAGGUCGGUGCAACCAAGCCAUGA